CUCUUUAAAAGGAGACACUCUGAGAAAGAGCACAUUUGGGGGACCCACUGGUGCGAUGUUUUCUUGGUGGCCUAUUCCUUCCUCUACCUGCUGAUCGCCGUUCCUGUGACGGCGGAGGGCGCAGCCUCCUUCUUUCAGCUGGACGACCCCCGCUCUGGGGUCUCAUAGAAGCAAUGGAAGCCUUGGAGUCUCUAAAAUUGGAAACGAGUGUCCCCAUGGUGACAGUGGCCCUGUCAGUGAUGCUCUUGGCCCUCCUGAAAUGGUACUCCACGUCGGCGUUCUCAAGACUGGAGAAGUUGGGCAUCAGACAUCCCAAGCCUUCUCCUUUUAUUGGAAACCUGACAUUGUUCCGCCAGGGUUUCUGGGAGAGCCAGCUGGAGCUCCGCAGGCUGUACGGACCUCUGUGUGGGUACUAUCUUGGUCGGCGGAUGUUUAUUGUUAUUUCUGAGCCAGACAUGAUCAAGCAGGUGUUGGUUGAGAACUUCAGUAACUUUACCAACAGAAUGGCCUCGGGUUUGGAGUUCGAGCCGGUAGCCAACAGCGUUCUGUUUCUACGUGACAAAAGAUGGGAAGAGGUCAGAGGUGUCCUGACUGCUGCAUUCAGUCCUGAAAAGCUGAACGAGUUGACUCCCCUCAUCAGCCAAGCCUGCGACCUUCUCCUGGCUCAUUUAAAACGCUGUGCAGAAUCCGGGGCCGCGUUCGACGUCCAGAGGUGCUACUGCUGUUACGCCACAGACGUGGUUGCCAGUGUCGCCUUCGGCACCGAGGUGGACUCCUGGACGGCUCCCGAGCACCCCUUUGUGAAACACUGCAGGCGUUUCUUCCAAUUCAGCAUCCCCAGGCCGCUCUUGGUUUUGAUCUUAUCAUUUCCAUCCAUAAUGGUCCCACUGGCCCGGAUUUUGCCCAAUAAGAACCGAGAUGAACUGAAUGGCUUUUUUAACAAACUCAUUAGGAAUGUGAUUGCCUUGCGGGACCAGCAAGCCGCGGAAGAGAGGCGGAGAGACUUCCUCCAAAUGGUCCUGGAUGCCCGACAUUCUUCGAGCCCCGUGGGUGUGGAGGACUUUGACAUCGUCCGAGAAGUCUUCUCCUCUACCCAGUGCAAGGCGGAGCCUUCCCAGCAGCGCCAGCCCAGAGCCCUGUCCAAGCCUUUGAGUGUGGAUGAGAUCGUGGGCCAGGCCUUCAUAUUCCUCAUUGCCGGCUACGAGAUGGUCACCAACACGCUCUCUUUUGCCACCUACCUACUGGCCACCAACCCUGAUUGCCAAGAAAAACUUCUGAGAGAGGUGGACCUUUUUAAGGAGAAACAUGUGGCCCCUGAGUACUGCAGCGUGCAGGAAGGCCUGCCCUACCUGGACAUGGUGAUCGCGGAGACUCUGAGGAUGUACCCGCCGGCUUUCAGGUUCACGCGGGAGGUGGCUCAGGACUGCGAGGUGCUGGGACAGCGCAUCCCCGCGGGUGCCGUGCUGGAGAUGGCCGUGGGCGCCCUGCACCACGACCCCGAGCACUGGCCGAGCCCCGAGAUCUUCAACCCUGAGAGGUUCACGUCCGAGGUCCGGCGGCAGCGGAGGCCCUUCACAUACCUGCCCUUCGGGGCGGGCCCCCGUAGCUGCCUCGGGGUGCGGCUGGGGCUGCUGGAGGUCAAGCUGACAUUGCUCCACAUCCUGUGCAAGUUCCGGUUCCAGGCCUGUGCUGAGACUCAGGUACCGCUGCAGUUAGAAUCCAAAUCUGCCCUAGGUCCAAAAAACGGCGUCUAUAUCAAGAUUGUGUCUCGCUGACUCAGAAGGCUGGCAGGGGGCGGGGUGUGGGUGGCGCCGAAUCUUGUGGUUGUGACACAACCUGUAAGUUAAAGAGAAUGCCUGACAUGAAAAUUCAGAUUU
Molecule: messenger RNA, 1877 nt
Organism: Propithecus coquereli (Coquerel's sifaka)
Lineage: Eukaryota; Metazoa; Chordata; Mammalia; Primates; Indriidae
Gene: TBXAS1
Product: thromboxane A synthase 1 (platelet)
Exons: 13
Coding region: 174-1775 (533 amino acids)
Molecular function (GO): monooxygenase activity; heme binding; oxidoreductase activity, acting on paired donors, with incorporation or reduction of molecular oxygen
Source: RefSeq, a predicted model, not a curated record